Molecule: messenger RNA, 2890 nt
Organism: Drosophila teissieri
Lineage: Eukaryota; Metazoa; Arthropoda; Insecta; Diptera; Drosophilidae
Gene: slbo
Product: CCAAT/enhancer-binding protein
Exons: 1
Coding region: 591-1958 (455 amino acids)
Biological process (GO): regulation of transcription by RNA polymerase II; DNA-templated transcription
Molecular function (GO): DNA-binding transcription factor activity, RNA polymerase II-specific; RNA polymerase II cis-regulatory region sequence-specific DNA binding
Source: RefSeq, a predicted model, not a curated record
GCGCUCUCCUCCGCUGGCCAAGAAAAUCAAAGAAAAGCUCGCUCAGCUAACGGUUCUUCAGGAGCGUUUCUAACACCAACACACGCACACCCGUACACGUACACACACACAGCGAACGGCAGUCGUCAGGCCGUCUCGUAUAAAAUCUGUUGCAUCACUGCUGCGGCACUUCAGUCGUUCGAACGCGUGCGGCCCGAGAAGUGCAGUUUUGCAGUUUCGAGUUAACAAAAACCUAACAAAAGUAAACAAACUAAACUGAACAUAAACCGAACUGAACUGAAUAUUUUGCGCAAAGAAUCGGAAAGUCAAAAAGUCGGAAAGUCGUAAACUCGUAAAGUCGGAAACUACGGAAGCUACGAUGCUCGGCUGCAGUGACCACUUAGGCAGCCUAAGAUGAAGCAUACGGAUACGGAUACGAAUACGGAUUAGCGAGAUAUCCGCGUUGAACAUUUCCAAAGACCCACUUACCUCAGUGCAAUGCUUUAGGCGCCAAACCCAUCAAGUUUAUUCCAAAAUCAGAACUCUAAAAAGCAGCCAAAAUUAACGCUCUACAAGGCAUCAAGAUUCUACCCUCCUUCGCGCAACUGAAAAUGCUGAACAUGGAGUCGCCGCAGAUGUACGCCGAUGCCGUUCAGACAUUGGCCCAGCUGGACCUCAAGAAGGAGCCUCCGCUGCAGCAGGCCACCAUUGGCCAGAUCACCCUGACGGCCAUGUCCACGGCGCAGCAGCAGCAGCAACAGCAGCAGCAGCAACAACAGCAGCAGCAGCAGCAACAACAGCAGCAACAGCAGCAGCAGCAGCAACAGCAGCAACCACAGCAGCAGACCACGGAUGCGAACAACAACACGUCCCAGGACGCGGCACUGCUGGUCAAGCAGCACGCCAUGCACCAGAUGCAACAGGUCGCCGCCCUGGGCAGCAACAACAACCUGCUGCAGAAGCAGAUGCUGCAGCAGUACACCACCCAGACGGACCUGGACGAGCUGACCACCCAGGAGAUCACGCUCGACCUGCAGCACCUGAUCGACGAUCAGUUCAGGGACACGGAAACGCUGGGCAUCUUCAGCGACAUGGUGACCAGUCCGGGCGGCCUCUCCGCCACUCUGCCGCCCAGCGGCAUGGUCUCGGCGGCGGCGAAGGUCCUGCAGCAGCAGACGCUGCGGAACCAGCACGGCUACGGGGGCAGGGGCGGCGGCGGGGGGGCAGGAGGCGCGCUGGCCUACAUGCCGCAGCCCGUGCACGCCACCUACAACAAUUCCAGCGACGAGAACAGCUCCGUGGGCUCCGACUCCAGCACGAUCAAGGAGGAGCCCAUCGAUCCCGAGUACCGGCGCCACCUGCAGGAGGCGGCCAGCCAGCAGGCCGCGUUCAUGGGCAACGGCGGCGGCCUCUACAACGGCUACGGAUCGGGGACGAACGGGCUGUCCGGAGGCGGCAACCCACUCAAUGGGGGCAACACCACGCCCAGCAGCAAUGGGAGCAACGGCAGCACGGGCAGCAGCAACGGCAGCCAGUUCACCAACCUGACCACGGCCAACGUCCUGGCGCACCACAACCUGCCCCACCUGGCGGCCGCCGCAGGAGCACACAACCUGCUGAAGCAGCACAGCAAGCUGCACGCGCAGCAGCAGCACCAGCAGCACCAGCAGCAGCAGCAGCACCGCAAGCACAGCAACAAGCACGUGGACAAGGGCACGGACGAGUACCGCAGGCGGCGGGAGCGCAACAACAUUGCGGUGCGCAAGAGCCGCGAGAAGGCCAAGGUGCGCUCCCGCGAGGUGGAGGAGCGGGUGAAGAGCCUGCUGAAGGAGAAGGACGCGCUCAUCCGGCAGCUGGGCGAGAUGACCAACGAGCUGCAGCUGCACAAGCAGAUCUACAUGCAGCUGAUGAACCACGCCAAUCCCGAAGUCAGUCGCGUCUGCCGCAGCUUCCUCAACACCAACGAGCACUCGCUGUAGCUGCCGCGCAGCUAGUGUCCUGUGUCCUGUGUGCAUGUGUGUCUGUGUGAGUGUAUCUCUGUGUGUGUGUGUGACUGCUCGAGUGUGUGUGCUCCAGCACGCAAGUGUGUGCGUGCGAGGAGACUCUGCUAAAUCAAAGAUUCAAAUGCUGUGUGGGUAGCUCGUAAGUCCAUUCUCCUCCUGCUCUUCAUUCUUCACUCUUCGCUCUUCAGUCUUGAGUCUUCUGUCUUCAGACUUCAGUCUUCUGGCCGUAGACGAUGAAGCGGUCGCCGCAGUUGGUGGGCCGCUGCAUCGUGUGGCGGCCAAAACUCUUCUGCCGAUCGCUCUGGCAUUCCUUUGUACAUUUACUCUAGCCCCAUUUCUUGUUAUCACUGUAAAGCAUAUUUUUGUACUUAAUUCUUAACGACUGUAACAUAUAUUUCGCACGUUUUUUAUACAUAAUCUUAUACGUUACCAUAAUACGUUAUCAUAAAGUUAAGCCAAAGAAAAAUGUUAAAAAUAUAAUAAUGUAAAAAGAGAAUAACACGCAGGAAAGAAGAACGAAAAUACAAACAUCAAACCUAUUAACUAUUUAUACAUCUAAUUCAAAUGUGUACAUUUCUCGAUGGUGUGCGGCUUCGCCCUUUGCUUGAUGCCUUGAUGGCUUGCUGCAUUGAUUCAUUGAUGCCACGCCCACUUCCACUCCAACGCCCAGCCCCGCUUGACACACAACAUUAGCAAAUCUCUAGUUCUUAAGUCGGAGCAUCAAGCAACGCUUUACCAGCACCAGCCCCAAAAGGAGUCCAUCCCAAAAUCAAAUAGUUUUUGGCGAAUUCCACGAGUUCGCUGCCGAGAGCGUAGAAGAUAUGAAUGCUAUUAGUUGUAAGGCCAACGCAAUGUUCUCAUUUUAAUUUAUAUAUUCGUAAAUUAAAUAUACACAAACCAAGAAAACU